AUGGACGACAAGGCCAACGACAUUAAGACGGAGGAGGUAUCAUCUCCUGAUGGGGAGGGCAACGCUCAUCAUGCACCUUCUGAGUACAUCAACGGGAAGCCAUACUGGCGUACCAAGCGAUUCCAGGGUUCCUUUUGGGCCAUCGGGUUUGGCUGUCUUGCCUGCUACGCAGGCUUUGCCAUGCCCGCGAACACAUUGGCUCUCAUUAACGAUGACAUUGGUCCAAGCGCCUCUAUUAGCUGGGUCUCACUCACAUGGACACUGACCGUUGCCGUGGGUUAUACACUCGUCGGACGGCUGAGCGAUAUUUUCGGCCGGAGAUACUUCUUCAUCGGCGGCGCCACCCUUGCGUUGAUUGGGAGCAUUGUCGCUGCAACAGCGCGUACUGUCAAUGUGUUAAUCGGCGCAACAGUACUUAUCGGGCUCGCCGCUGCUUCUCAGAUCUCCUUCAACUAUGUGAUUGGCGAGCUUGUACCAGUCAAGCAUCGCUUCAUAUUUAUGGCUUUGAUUAACGCGGUCAAUAUUCCCAUCGGCGCUUUUGGCCCGGUCAUUGCCCGGUCUUUCAUCCUGCAUACUUCGGCAGGGUGGCGCUGGAACUACUACCUAACUAUUAUCUUAAGAGGAAACCUACUCUUCUUGAUGGGUCUAUCCUGGGGAGGCGGACAAUAUCCCUGGAAGUCAGGACAUGUCAUUGGAUGCAUCGUUACUGGCGUCGUCAGUCUAGUGGCCUUCGUCCUAUAUGAAAUCUACUCUGGUGUUCACCGCCCUUUGGUGCCAAUGGACAUCUUCAAGAAUUUCCAAUACGACGCUAUCGUGGUGUUAACUACGGUGGGCGGCAUGAUCUAUUACUCCAUGACCGUUAUUUAUCCUACAACACUCACUGUUCUGUACUCCACCGACACGAUGAAAGUUGGCUGGUUGUCCUGCGCCGUAGGUGGCGGUGUACAAGCGGGACAAGUGAUCGGUGGCCUCAUUGCCAUGCGUAUUGGCCACAUCAACUGGCAAAUGGUAUUCGCAUCAAUAGUUAUGGCGGUCUUCAUCGGUGGUUUAGCUGCCCAGACAAAGGAUACUCUGGCCUUAUCCACUGCCUUUGCAACCCUGGGCUCCUUCGGUGUGGGAUAUAUUGAAAACCUUGCAGCCACAGCAGCUACUUUUGUGAUCAAGGACCAAAAGCAAAUGGGAACGAGUAACGGCAUCUUUGGAAGUAUUCGAAGUGCCGGGGGAGUUCUUGCCACGACCAUCUACCUUGUUAUCCUCACCAACCGCAUGAACACCAACACCAAGAAUAUGAUUAUUCCUACCGUUGUCGAAGCUGGCCUUCCGGAUUCAUCCAUUACGGCAUUCUUGACGGCCUUGAACAGUGGUGUUGCCUCUGCACUACAAGCCGUUCCUGGCGUUACUGAAAAAAUCAUUCUGGCGGGUGAGACAGCGUAUUUGGCCGCCUAUACCGAUGCGUUCCAGAAAGUUUUUCUGGCCAGCAUUGCAUUCGGCGGCCUCUCAAUCAUUGCUGCACUCGCGGUUAGGCCAUUCACCAAGGAAGAACUCUCCGGGAGCCUUGUCUUCCAUCUGGGUGCGUCCAAGCCGCAGCACGCAAGAGAUGGAGCUGUGGAAGAUCAGAACGAGGUGGACGCCCCUCUCGAUUAG
Fonsecaea monophora is the source of this 1644-nucleotide messenger RNA. RefSeq lists its product as hypothetical. The record is from RefSeq and is a predicted model, not a curated record. The transcript has 6 exons. NCBI's taxonomy places the organism in Eukaryota, Fungi, Ascomycota, Eurotiomycetes, Chaetothyriales, Herpotrichiellaceae. Bases 1 to 1644 code for a protein of 547 amino acids. Gene Ontology annotation, cellular component: membrane. Gene Ontology annotation, biological process: transmembrane transport. Gene Ontology annotation, molecular function: transmembrane transporter activity.